GGCUUUCGUUAGUUACACAUACAACAAAUAUUGGAAAUCCUUUUUAAUUUUUUUUCUUUUCGUGUGUCUGGUUUUCGUAUUUAUGUGUCUCUUCUCCUAGAUCGUCGAAUUGUGAGAAACAUGAAUGAAUAUUUAGAUAAUGCCAGACGCAACAUUCAACGGACGAUGAACAGCAGUUACCACUCCCUAUCGGAGGUGGCCUCAAUGGCCAGUUCCCUGGCCGCGAGUACCGGGAGCCAGCUAUACAGCAGCCUGAUGAGCCUGAAGGCACAGGUAAUACCGUCCGCCAAUGAGCCAAUAUCGCCGGUGCCAUCCGCAUCAGAAUUGGGCACGUCGACAAUACCCUCGAGCUCACAGCAGAUACGACUGAUUAGUGUGGUAUGUGGCUUUCCCAAGGACAUCGGCAUGUAUCCAGACUACGCGCGAGGGCAGUUUGGCGAGGACGCUUGGUUUAGGACCUCCACAUCCAAGGCGGACGCGUUGGGCGUGGCCGAUGGCGUCGGCGGCUGGCGGGUCUACGGCAUCGAUCCGGGCCAGUUCAGCCGUUUCCUGAUGCGCUCCUGUGAGCGUCUGGCCCACAGCGCUGACUUUGAGUCGACCAGACCCGAACAGCUACUUGCACGCGCCUACUGCAAUCUACUGGAGCAGAAGAAACCGAUCCUGGGCAGCUGCACCGCCUGUGUGCUUACCCUGCACCGCGACAGUGGCAUACUCUAUGCGGCAAACAUUGGGGACAGCGGCCUUCUGGUCAUACGGAAUGGUGCCAUUGUCUGCCGCUCCUUGGAACAGCAGCAUCAUUUCAAUACGCCAUACCAGCUGGCGGUGCCGCCUCCCGGACAAGGCCUCAAUGUACUGACCGAUGGGCCAGAGUGUGCCGCACUGCUGGAGUUUGAUAUGCAAAUUGGGGAUAUACUCAUAUUGGCCACCGAUGGCGUCUACGACAAUGUGUCGGAGGACCUGCUGCUGCAAGUGCUCACCCAUGCCUCCGGUGUCACAGAUCCCGUCAAGCUACAGAUGUUUGCCAAUUCGGUGGCUCUGAUGGCCCGUUCGCUCAGCUUCAAUCCCAACCACGAGUCGCCCUUUACCCAGAAUGCCAGACGCCACAACAUCGAUGCGCCUGGCGGCAAGCCCGAUGACAUCACCGUCGUUCUGGCGAGCGUUGUUUAAAAUAGAUGCCCACGAUGAUUAUGAAUAUACAGUCAGUACAGUUAUUCACACAAGACCCCAUAA
Messenger RNA from Drosophila virilis, 1230 nucleotides. The record is from RefSeq and is a predicted model, not a curated record. Lineage: Eukaryota; Metazoa; Arthropoda; Insecta; Diptera; Drosophilidae.